Molecule: messenger RNA, 348 nt
Organism: Didymodactylos carnosus
Lineage: Eukaryota; Metazoa; Rotifera; Eurotatoria; Philodinida; Philodinidae
Source: the annotation of a GenBank genome assembly
AUGAAUAAAGUGAUUAUUCAAGUAUUAGUUGUGUUAAGUGUUACAUUAUUAUCUGUGUCGGGAGCAAAACAAUGCUACCAAUGUGCAUCAGCUGGAGAUGCUGAUUGUGCAGAUAAAUUUAAACCACGAGACUCAUGGAAAAUGGAUGUUAGUGACAAUGACAGCUGUAUGAAAACAAAAACAGGCGGUUUAGUCACAAGAACAGGAACACCUCUUUGUAUUGCGGUUAAAGGUGUUAGUUGGUGUUGUAGUGGAAAUCUUUGUAAUACUGCAUCAGUUGUUAGUCCACAAAUGUUAAUGAAAUGUAUUGGUUUAUUAUUGGUAUUUUUAACCAUUCGUCGAUACUGA